Messenger RNA from Haliotis rubra (blacklip abalone), 428 nucleotides. RefSeq lists its product as uncharacterized. The record is from RefSeq and is a predicted model, not a curated record. The transcript has 3 exons. Bases 5 to 352 code for a protein of 115 amino acids. Lineage: Eukaryota; Metazoa; Mollusca; Gastropoda; Lepetellida; Haliotidae.
CGUAAUGAACCUCAACGGAGGAUCUUUCAUGUACCGCAUGGCCACCUGCCACCUCAACAUCACUUUCCUGUGUCUCGGUGAAGAAACAUUGAACUUGCCCAGAGCUUGGCCAUUUAUCGUGAGGUACUCAAAACGGAAUUCCACCGAACUUGAACCAAUUCGAGCUGGCUAUCCUGAAUUGGUCUUUGAAAGGCGUGGGAUCAGUGGACAGCUACUCUCUUCUGCACUCGUUCAUGAUGUGGAGGACUGUGCUCUCUCCUGCAUGGACGACGAGAGCUGCAUAUACUUCAUUUAUAUCUACCGGGCUCCGUUCAGAGGUUUAUGUCUCAUCCACAUACAAAUUCCUAGCUAAAUUUCACCCCGUUCAGAUUUUGUUUCUCUUUUUCUCAACAAACCGUAAACGCGGACUCGGCUCAGGUCAAGUAAUC